AUGCCGUCCAACGAGCUCUUCGGUAGUGAGGGUGUCACUGUGGACCACAGCCAAUGUGCCUUCAAGGCGCGCAGGCUCCGAGUCGUGUGCAUUGGUGCAGGAUUCUCCGGCCUGAACUUGGCCUAUAAGCUCAAGCACGAUCGGACUCUCGAUUUCGUGGAUUUUACCCUCUACGAGAAGAACGAGGAGGUUGGAGGUACCUGGCUCGAGAAUGUGUACCCUGGGGUAGCAUGUGAUGUUCCUGCUCACAGCUAUGUCUUUCCCUUCGAACCGAAUCCGUCCUGGUCAAAGUGCUAUGUCGGUGGAGACGAGAUCGAGCAGUACAUAAUCAACACGGUGAACAAGCACGAACUCAAGGAAAAAAUCGUGUUCAAUACCCGGUUGAUCAAGUCCAUCUGGAAUGAAGAGCGAGGAAAAUGGAGCCUCGAAUUGGAGCAGAAUGGUACUACCGCCAUCCAAGAUGAAGCAGACAUCCUUAUCAAUGCAUCUGGAAUUCUCAACCGGUGGAGAAUGCCAAACAUUGACGGCCUGGACCAAUUCAGUGGAAAAGUUAUUCACACAGCGGGUUGGGAUAAGUCCUAUGAUUGGGCUGGCAAGAAGAUCGCAGUCAUCGGCAAUGGCUCAUCAGGAAUUCAAAUCGUGCCUUCGCUGCAGCCAAAAGCCGCAAAGGUUGUCAACUAUAUACGGCAUCCUACAUGGGUAUCUGUCAAUCUGUGUCCUGGCAUCACCAAGGACGGAAUGGGAACCAACUUCGAGUACAGCGAGAAGGAGAAAGCGCAGUUCAAGACCAAUCCGGAGGCUUUCCUGGCCGAAAGAAAACAAAUUGAGUGCUCGGUCAACUCUGUCUAUCGGCUGAUGCUUUCCGGCUCUAAACUAAACAGAUUUCUGCACAACGCGACCGAGGAACUCAUGCGACAGCGGCUUAACCAAAAUCCUGAGCUGAUUGAGAAGCUCAUUCCUAAGACGGCAAUUGGAUGUCGCCGAUUGAGCCCCGGCGAUGGAUAUCUCGAGGCUAUGCAAGAACCCAAUGCCGAGUGGUGCUUCGACGAGAUCAAGAAGGCUACAGAAACAGGUAUCAUCACAGAAGGAGGCGAGCAGGAUUUUGACCUGAUUGUCUGUGCAACUGGCUUUGACACCACAUUUGCCCCGGGAUGGGAGCUUGUUGGUCGCGACGGUCGGCGACUAGAUAUGGAAUGGAAGAAGACACCAGAGGCAUACUUUUCCAUAUGCGCCGGUGGCACUCCGAACUACUUCAUGUUUGCUGGUCCAAAUUGCCCAAUUGGCCAUGGUAGCGUGCCUCAAAUGCUGGCCUGGACUGCUGAUUAUAUGCUCAAAUGGAUCAAGAAGAUGGCCCGCGAAGAUAUCAAGUCAAUCGCAGUCAAAGAUUCUGUUGUCUAUAGCUAUAACCGUAGGGUACAGGCUAAUCUGAAGCACACGGUGUGGAGUACUGGCUGCAAUGCCUGGUAUAACAACGGACGCGUUGUCACAGCAAUGUACCCGGGCAGUGUACUUCACUACAAAGAGGCCAUUGAGAACAUUCGUGGCGAAGAUUUUGAUAUCCGUUAUAAUAACAAUUUGGAUCCUUUUUCAUAUCUCGGCAAUGGCGAACUUGAAUGGGAGAGAGACGAGGGAGCUGAUUUGGCGUUCUAUUUAAAAUAA
Molecule: messenger RNA, 1659 nt
Organism: Aspergillus ruber CBS 135680
Lineage: Eukaryota; Fungi; Ascomycota; Eurotiomycetes; Eurotiales; Aspergillaceae
Product: flavin-containing monooxygenase
Exons: 4
Coding region: 1-1659 (552 amino acids)
Molecular function (GO): flavin adenine dinucleotide binding; N,N-dimethylaniline monooxygenase activity; NADP binding
Source: RefSeq, a predicted model, not a curated record